UUGACCACUUACCCAUUUAGGACUUUUAUACAAGAUUUUCACAUGAAAUUGAUGGACCACUAACUCACAUAUGACUAGCAAACAGGAUUUGAGCAUUACAUACAUUAUAUUGGUGAAUCACUGACCCAUAUAGGACAAGAAUACAGAAUUUUCACAUGAAAUUGAUGGAUAGCUAGAUCAUUUAAGACUAGUAUACAUGAUUUGCACAUUAUAUUGGUGAUCUCUAAAAGACAUACACACAUAAUUUGAGUGAUUUGGUUCACCCUUUACUACCCUUUGCAUUCGUUUGACUUCACUUCUUAAAAGAGAGCUUCGUCUUCAACUAGACUCUGCACGCAGGGUAACCCUUUACCUAAGGACUUGCCCAUCUCACUUGCACUGUGUCCUCAACACCAGAGAACAAGAACAAUGGAUUCACUUGCCAAAACCAUGGGAGAGCAAACCAACAAGAGGAAAGCCAAGCUGAAAGAGAAACAAGCCAUUGUAGCUGUAUCUGCAGUCAGUUUAGCAUGUGCUCUACUAAUGUUUGUAUUUGCCGUUGUUCAUUUGGCCGUGGAUCCCCUGAAGUACAAUUGGAUGACCAUGUUUACCCAGUUCGACUUAUACUCUGCUGUAUUCCUCGUCGUGUUAAGUACUUAUUGUUUCACAAAUGGUUUCAAUCUUAGAAAACAAUCUCGGUAUGAAGAGCGUGGAUGUAAUAUAUCAGUUUAUGUUAUUCUUGCAUUGUUGUCUGUUGUAUUCUGGGCAAUGCAUACAGCGUACCAUGUACCUCAGAUCAUGGACCCUAUGUCCCGGGUUCCAAGAGCAGGUCCUGUGAUACUCGGCUCUGAUAAAUUCAGCGACGAAUACAAAAUAAAGAACUACGAUUGUUCACACCCUGGAAAAAUUGUAAAUGACAUAUAUUGUGAAUUGUACACUGCCAUAUAUGGUGAUAAGACUGUGACGGAGAGUCGGGCUACAAAACUUACACCAUAUUACCUUUGGAGGGUACAGGUUGGUCUAAAUAUGGUUACAGCAAUAUUAGGUGGAAUAAGCAUUUUAUUUGCUAUUAUAACUGCAUUAGUCACAUGGAAAAAACUCUUGAAAGUACCAAGAAAAGUCACCCUGCGUCGACGCGCAAAGAGCAAUUCUCUAAAGUUACAUGAUAACUCGUCUAUAGAGAUCCCCAAAUUGCAUCUCCCAGAGCACCUUAUUGAUAGGCUUCAGUUGCAGUUGUCUACUCCAUCCCCUACUCCCCAAUCCCAACGUAGAAACUCUCUUGUGUGGCAAAUUUCUAAGAGUCAAUUGGAGUCUGCCAUCACACCUCCAAAGUCAUUACAAACAGAGAUGGAUUUAACAUGUGUAAAUCCAGAUGCUUCACCUAUCAACAAAAACUUAUUGCAUGUUUUUACAACAAAGGUACAAAUUGAGUUACCAUGCAGAUCAGAGAUGGAAACUGAGAUACCAAGUACAUCAGAGAUACAAACUAAGUUACCAAGUACAUCAGAGAUACAAACUGAGUUACCAAGUACAUCAGAGAUACAAACUGAGUUACCAAGUAUAUCAGAGAUGGAAACUGAGUUACCAAGUACAUCAGAUAUACAAACUGAGUUACCAAGUACAUCAGAGAUACAAACUGAGUUACCAAGUACAUCAGAGAUACAAACUGAGUUACCAAGUAUAUCAGAGAUGGAAACUGAGUUACCAUGUACAUCAGAGAUACAAACUGAGUUACCAAGUACAUCAGAUAUACAAACUGAGUUACCAAGUACAUCAGAGAUACAAACUGAGUUACCAAGUACAUCAGAGAUACAAACUGAGUUACCAAGUAUAUCAGAGAUGGAAACUGAGUUACCAUGUACAUCAGAGAUACAAACUGAGUUACCAAGUACAUCAGAUAUACAAACUGAGUUACCAUGUACAUUAGAGAUAAAAACUGAGUUACCAAGUUCAUUAGAGAUACAAACGAAGUUACCAAGUACAUCAAAGAUACAAACGAAGUUACCAAGUACAUCAGAGAUACAAACGAAGUUACCAAGUACAUCAGAGAUACAAACGAAGUUACCAAGUACAUCAGAGAUAGAAAGUGAGUUACAAAGUACUAGUACAUCAAGGAUACAAAUGCAGUUACAAAAUACACCAGAUAUGCUAACUGAGUUACCAGAUACACCAGCGAUACAACCCAUGUUACCAAGUACAUCAGAGGUGCAAACUAAUUUACCAUAUAAACCAGAGAUGGAAACUAAGUUACCAUAUAAACCACAGAUGAAAACUAAGUUACAAUAUAAACCAGAGGUGCAAACUGAGUUAACAUGUGUACCAGAGGUGCAAACUGAGUUACCAUGUAAACCGGAGAUAAUAAAAACUGAGUUGCCAUGUAAACCAGAGAUUGAAACUGAGUUAUCAUGUAAACCAGAGAUGAAAACUGAGUUACCAUGUAAACCAGAGGUGCAAAUUGAGUUACCAUGUAAAUCAGAGAUGAGAACUGAACUACCAUGUAAACCAGAGGUGCAUACUAAGUUACCAUGUAAACCAGAGAUGAAAACUGAAUUACCAUGUAAACCAGAAGUGAAAACUGAGUUAUCAUAUAACCCAGAGGUGCAAACUGAGUUACCAUGGAAACCAGAGGGGCAAACUGAGUUACCAUGUAAACCAGAAGUGCAAAUUAAGUUACCAUGUAAACCAGGGGUACAAACUGAGUUACCAAGUAAACCAGAGAUGAAAACUGAGUUAUCAUGUAAACCGGAGAUAAUUAAAACUGAGUUGCCAUGUAAACCAGAGGUUGAAACUGAGUUAUGUAAACCAGAGGUACAAACUAAGUUAUCAUGUACAUCACAGAUAAAAUCUGAUUUAUUAAGAAAUUUGAUACAAGUAUAAACAUUUAAAUUGAGGUUAAAAGAUCACCUGUGACACCAAUUUUUAAUGUUCUAACAAAUAAUUAAUCUGAUAAAAUAUUCAACUUGAUGUUACUAUGAGGUGUGUAUGACAAUUUACAUUCCCCUCAAAAGGUUUGGCAAUUUCCCUUUGUAUAGCCUGUAUAUGCUUGAAUCUUUUUUCACUAUAUUAUGCUACAUUAAUUCUUGACAAAGAUUAUUCUCAAACACAAACAUGAUUUAUUAUGUGGCCCAAUAGAGGACAAUGAUGUUGACAAACCUUUUGUGGGGAGUGUGAAUCACUUAAAACGACCAAAACCUUUGGAUUGCCACAAUGUUACAGCACUUUAAACAACCUCCUCCAGUGGCCAAUAUUGCACUGUAGGUAAACCUGCACAUAUUGUCCAAAAUGUCCCUACCUGACUUCUACAGCACCUGUGAGGAUUAGGCAAAGAUAAAGUGUAUGAGAAUGACCUCAGGACAAUUGCAGACCUCAAAAGUAAAAUGCUGCAACACUGUGACUAUCAGUCUGAUGGUCAUGAAAUAUGGUAGGGUGGUAGGAAAUUGAAAUCUGUACAAAUGUGUCAAAUAUCAGGGAGUAAUUUUUUUAAAUGACACGAUAUGAGUAUAAUGCAGAGUUUCCUUAUUUUGACCAACCUGUAUGAUUUGAAACCAAGUAGAAUUUUUUUCCCGUACUCCAGAAAUGCUUAUAUAUAUAUAUGAACUACAAAAGUGAUAAAUGGGAGACCUCGUUAGCAUGUAUGUUAGGAGUUUCUUUAACAGUGUGUAACAGGUGAUUUUCUAUAGCUGUUCUCACAAGAAUCACAAUUUUUGGGUCCCAUGCUUAAGUUCAUCUUCCAAUGCUUUUGUCAUUUCACCUACUGCCAGGUAUUAAUAACCUCUUGAACCAAAGGCUCUAAAAUCGGUUGAAACCAGAGAACUUUUCAUUUUUGCCAGCUUUUGACAUUUCUACAUCAUACACAUACAACAGGUGAUACUUAAUUCAGUGAAACUAGUUGGCAGAGAUCAUUUCUACACAUUUUUAAACAAUUUUUGUAUAAAUUGGAUGAAAUUUGAUCAAAUUAAAGCAAUUUUAGCGAAAAAUUUUGUGACGGUUUAUCUUGUCA
This is a messenger RNA of Owenia fusiformis, 3979 nucleotides long. Lineage: Eukaryota; Metazoa; Annelida; Polychaeta; Sabellida; Oweniidae. The record is from the annotation of a GenBank genome assembly.